Molecule: messenger RNA, 687 nt
Organism: Erigeron canadensis
Lineage: Eukaryota; Viridiplantae; Streptophyta; Magnoliopsida; Asterales; Asteraceae
Exons: 4
Coding region: 153-458 (101 amino acids)
Source: RefSeq, a predicted model, not a curated record
GCAGAUAUGAGGGAGUUAAUUAAAGAAGAUAAAUUCUAUGUAAAAUUGUCACGACACGAAAAUCUUUCCUCUUCUGCGGUGCUUCCUGUCCUGUCCUCCCCUCCUUUUUUGUAUAAAUCAACAAAUAUCAAAUAAUCAAAAAUCCGGAUUGCAUGGAUAACAAGGAUGAGAAAAAUGCACCAUGGUUAUCGGUGCCACAAUUUGGGGAUUGGGAUCAGAAGGGACCAUUGCCAGACUAUUCUUUGGAUUUCUCAAAGAUCCGAGAGAACAGGAAACAGAAUAAGAGAGAGUUGUCUAGAACUAGCAUUGGUAAUGAAGAAGAGCUCGUUGCUUCCAACAAAGCUAAACUCGCUACAGCCCAACCAAGCGCUCCUCUGCAUCAUUACAGCCAGAACCAACAGUCCCCAAAUAACAGGAGAAGCUUGUUAAGUUGCUUCAAUUGCUGUGUGAAGGCAUGAUAGUUUUGUGAAGUAAAGCUUUACACUGUCUUUAAUUGACAAUUCCUGGGUACGUGUUGUGCUGUUUGUUCUUUUGCAAUGCUGUGUUAAUACAUGUAAUUUGUAAUGAACAUUUUGUGUGAUUCUUCGACUUUUGCAUGAUGUAAUGUAGAUAGAAUUAGAGGUGCUAUGGUCCAUAUAACUCUUGUUUUGAUCAAUUUGCUUCAACUGUGUGUUUUAUCUUUGGUUA